AUGAACCCCGUUGCCAUGUGCCAUGUGCGUGUGAACCCCUUCCCUCCCCACGCACAGGUGUUCAACACCAUCAUCGGGGGGUCGGGGUCCAAGUUGGAGCGCGCGCUGGGAGAUGCGUUCCCCGAGGGGGAGAGGUACUUUGGGCUGGAGAACUUUGGCAACACGUGCUACUGCAACAGCGUGCUGCAGGCGCUCUACUUCUGUGUGCCGUUCCGCGAGCACCUACUGGACUACUACGCCAAGCACAAGCCAGCGAAUGAGUCCGAGGAGACUCUCCUCACCUGCCUUGCAGAGCUUUUCAACCAGAUCAACUCACAGAAGCGCAAGACGGGGGUCAUUGCACCGCGCCGCUUCGUGCAGCGAGUGAAGAAGCAGAAGGAGCUCUUUCGCAGCUACAUGCACCAGGACGCCCACGAGUUUCUGAAUUUCCUUCUCAACGAGCUCGUGGACAUUUUAGAGAAGGAGGCGCGGGCCGGCAGGGCGGAGGCAGGGAGGAUUAUCCACCCCAACCCCCCUGCUGCUGCUGCCGCUGCCGCUACUCCGGGCACCUUAACAAACGAAACCCGCUGUUUGUGCUGUGAAACAGUGACAGCUCGGGACGAGGCGUUUCUGGACCUCUCAUUGGACAUCGAGCAGAACAGCAGCGUCACCAGCUGCCUUCGCAACUUCUCCUCCACGGAGACUUUGAAUGGCAACGACAAGUUCUUCUGCGACACGUGCUGCAGGUGGGCGCUGGAUAGGGAACCUGGUGCGUGUGGAGCAGCUGGGGCGCUACAAGAAGCUCCCCUACUGGGUCGUCUUCCCCCUCCCCCUCCACCUCCACCUCCCCCUCCCGCUCCCCCUCCCCCUCCCCCUCCCCCUCCCCCCUCCCCCUCCCCCUCCCCCUCCCCCUCCCCCUCCCCCUCCCCCUCCCCCUCCCCCUCCCCCUACCUCUCCCCCUCCACAUCCGCCUCCGCCUCUCCCUUCUUGCCCUCUCACCUGAUCUUUGCUCUCCCCGUCUGUCCCUCCAUCCUCCCUUCCUCCUCCCCUCCUCCCAUCCCCCCAUCUUUCCCCUCCCCCUCACCCCUCUUCCACCCUUCACUCCCCACCCCCAGCCUGCAGGAAGCGCAGAAGCGGAUGCGCAUAAAGGUGCCUCCUCGAGUCCUGGCCCUGCACCUGAAGCGCUUCAAGUUCAUGGAGCAGCUGGGGCGCUACAAGAAGCUCUCCUACCGGGUCGUCUUCCCGCUCCACCUGCGCCUCUGCAACACCGUCGACGACGCGCCCGGCGCCGAGGCCGAGUACUCGUUGUUCGCAGUCAUCGUGCACGUGGGGAGCGGGCCAAAUCACGGGCAUUAUGUGGCUCUCGUGAAGAGCCACAGCCACUGGUUGUUUUUCGAUGAUGAGAACGUCGAGCAGAUCGAUGAGUCGCUGGUUCAGACGUACUUCGGGUCGUCGCAGGACUAUUCGAGUAACACGGAUCAUGGCUUGAGUGAGAGAAGCCGUGGCGAUGAUGACUCGGCGAAGGAGGAUCGGAUCUGGAAGGAGCUGUUAAAGCCUCUCCUGCAGCGAGCCAUGGCGAUGGGCAAGGCAAUGGUAAUCGGCCACGUGGAGCGCAGCACCUCUCGUGCAGACGGCCUCUGCGCCGCGGCUCGCUGGUUCCCCGCAUCUCGUCUCUACGCAACACCCGCCACCGCCGCCGCCGCCGCCGCUGCAGCAGCUACUGCGGGUAUCGAUCUGCUGCCACCGUUGCGCCUCGCCCACCCCUCCUCUGAUCUCGGCCUUCCGCUGACGUUCGCCAGCAGCCUGCCUUUAACCUGCAAGCUCGCUACAAUCACAUCUUCCAAUAGCCACUCGCGGAACGGCUCGCUGACGGAGAUUGACGAGAACGAGCCAAGCGCGGGCGGGUGGGAGAAUGGGGGGGAGAUUGGGGGGGAAAUUGGGGGGGAGGCUGGGGGAGAGACUGGGGCGGAGACAGGGGGGGUGCAGCGGUGUAGCUUUAGCACAGACGACGGGCUGACGCGCUACCCGUGGCACGAGGAGGAGAAGCAGCGGAGCUUCAAGGAGCGCCAGCCUCUGCCGCGCCUGCAGCACCAGCUGCUGCAGGUGCGCAAGCCCACGCUCGCCCCCGCACCAAUCCAACGCCGCUACACUCACAACGCCGACCGCCCACGCAGCACCGCCACUAGCGUUUCCAUCAACAGUAGUAUCAGCAUUGCCAGCAGCAGCAGCACUAGCAGCAGCAGCAGUAGCAGCAGUAGCAGCCUCGCCCUCACUUCGUUCACGGUUGCUGAAGCCCCUGCAGGCCCAGCCGUCGCUCCUCUCUCCUCUACGCUUCCCACUCUUUCAGACGCCCCAGUUCCUGCUGCUGAGAUUAUUAGCAAGGCAACUACAGGCCCCGUCACGGCACCCUUAGCUUCUACCCGUUCCACCGUCUCAGACGGCCCAAGUUCUCUCAUCAGGUUCCCGUCCUUCCAGGACGGUUCGGAGCACCUGGGCUCAGGUGGUGCUUCAGGUGGUGCUUCAGGUGGAAAGAGCAGAGACGUGGGGCGGGAAUCUGGGGGUUUCGAAGUUACAGAACCAGCAGCGCAGUCAGCAGCAGGUGCAGCAAGAGAGGGUGGGGUGCUAGUUGUGGCUGCUGCUGCUGCUGCUGCUGCUGCUGCUCCUUAUGCUGCUGCUGGUGGUGCUGCUGCUGCUGGUGGUGCAAGCGUGCCACGUGUUAGGAGGAACCGUCCUAGGGGCCUCAGCAGGAGCAGCAGCCUCGACAGAACCGACUUCUCCGACUGGGAAGCCGAGGCGGACGGGGGCGGAGGAGCAGUAGGAGGGGAGCGGGAGGCCAACGAGUGCAGCAGCAGCAGCAGGGCAGACGCACCUGCUACAAAUGCGCCCCAUGCAGCUGGGGUGAAAGGAGGGGGCGUUUGGGGAGCAGUGGAGGGUGAGGGAGUGGACGCUGGGAGCAGUGGUGUGGGAGUGAGUGGGAGAAGGGAGGUUGUAGAGGAGGCUAGAAGCGACGUUGGGCGCGGCGGUGUGGGAGCAGGGGGGGCGUUGGCAGCAGGGGGGUUGACAACAGGGGCGUUGGCAGCAGGGGGGUUGACAACAGGGGGGUUGACAACAGGGGGAUUGGCAGCGGGGGGGUUGCUGGGCGGGGUGAUGGCGCGCGCGAUGGCGCAGCAGCAGGGCAGGGACGCGGUGAGAGCAGGCAUGUUCUUCCGCGCUGAGCGGGAGCGCCAGCUGCGGAGCGAGCUGCGGGGCGCGGGGGGCGUGGGGGCCUUGGGCGGAGUGGGGGGAGCGCGGGGAGUGGGGGGUGUGGGUGGUGGGAGGGGAAUGGAUUCUGGGUCUCCCGCCUUGCCUGUUGUUCCGGAAGAUUCGGGGCACGCUGGCUUGGGGCAGACUGGGGGGCAGCAGGGGGCAGGGAAGCAGACAGGGGGGCAGCAGAGUGAGGGCCACUCAGGUGAAUUUCCUGGUAGGCUGGGUUUGAGUGAGGUGGAGGGCGGUGCGGGUGGGUGGAGGAAGCAGUGGGCGCAUGGGCGCUCACAUGAGAAACGGCGAGUGCGGGAGGGAGGCGAGAAGGGAGAGAAAGGAGCUAGGAGCAAGGGUGGAGUGGAGGAUAGGGGAGGAGGCGAGAGCGAGAGAGGAGGAGCAGGGGGGAGGGGAGGAGUGGAGCGGAGCAGGCAGAAGGGGCGUGGGGGGAGAAAGGCGCAGGGCUUUGAAGGGCUCAUGAUGGCUGCAGAUGCCAUGCAAGGGGGAGCAGGGGAUGGUGGGAGGGAUGACGGGGGGAAUGGCGGGGGGAAUGGCGGGGAAGGGAGAGGUGGGGGAGGGGAUGGGAGUGUAGGGGAGGGUGACAGGGGGAUGAAGAAGGCACGAAGCUUCCCGGAUAUGGGUGAGAAGGUGAGAGAAUAUGUGGGGAUGCCAGUGUAA
Molecule: messenger RNA, 3894 nt
Organism: Closterium sp. Naga37s-1
Lineage: Eukaryota; Viridiplantae; Streptophyta; Zygnematophyceae; Desmidiales; Closteriaceae
Source: the annotation of a GenBank genome assembly